Molecule: messenger RNA, 1376 nt
Organism: Lucilia sericata (common green bottle fly)
Lineage: Eukaryota; Metazoa; Arthropoda; Insecta; Diptera; Calliphoridae
Product: dnaJ homolog subfamily B member 13
Exons: 3
Coding region: 157-1257 (366 amino acids)
Cellular component (GO): cytosol
Molecular function (GO): protein-folding chaperone binding
Source: RefSeq, a predicted model, not a curated record
UUGACGUGUUUUGACACUUACAUGCUUAGGACCAAAGUAUUUAAAGUGUUUUAAGAAAACUGAAUUUUUAAAUUAAUAUUCGUUCUCAAGACUGGUUUUAUUUACAUAUUUAUCAAUUUUUUUUAUUUCAUAUACAUAUUUGAAAAAAUUUUUAACAUGAAUAUUUCCGAAUUGGAUUAUUAUGCUAUUUUAAAUGUGCCGAGAGAUGCCAGUAAAGAAGAAAUUACUCUGGCAUAUAGAAAAUUGGCAGUUCGUCUUUGUCCAUUUCGUGACAAGAAUCAUCAAAGAGAUUUUGUGCCAUUAUCACAAGAAUCCCAAGUUACUCAUAUGUCUCCACUAUCUCUAAAUCGUCAAUGGAACUAUAUUAAUAUGGCCUUUGAUGUUCUAGGUAAUGAUCUUUAUCGUACUAUAUAUGAUCGCUACGGUGAGGCUGGUCUAUUUCAAGGUAUUCUCUUGCCCAAUGGAUAUUUUCCACCCUACCAAUACCACGGCAAUCAUAUGAAGGUUUAUCAUACCGUUUUUGGUUCCUAUUCUCCUUAUGCCAAUAUCAUUGAUGCAUUAACCACACCACCACCUUUGUGUUCGAAUAAGGAGACCGGAGGAAUUGGUGUGCGAACCAAAGACAAAGCUGUUGAAAAGCUGGUGGAAUUGACUUUGGAGGAGGUGUACAAUGGAUGUGUGAAAAUAAUGCAAGUAUGGCGUCAGGAAUUUGUCGAUAGAGAAGAAACACGCACGGAGAAAAGAAAAAAGUUAUUGAAACUUAACAUAGAACCAGGUGUAACGGCCGGUACACGGUAUUGCUUUAAAGAAGAAGGAGAUCGCUCGCCCACUACCAUACCGGCUGAUAUAAUAUUUAUAGUAGCCGACAAGCCUCACAACACAUUUAGAAGGGAGAAUUUACACGAUCUUGUCUAUACCCUAGAAAUAGAUUUAUGUCAAGCUCUUAUAGGAUUUCAAUUCGUUGUUAAUAGCUUAGAUAAGCGACAACUAAAAGUAUGUAUUAAUGAUGUAGUAAAGCCUGGAUAUGUUAAAGUAUUGCCUUGUGAGGGUUUACCUAAAUGUAAAAGCAAAGAUGCGGCACUGGCCUUAAAACCUCAAGGAUUUCAAAACAAAGAAUUCGGCAAUCUUAUCAUAGAAUUUAAAACUAAAUUCCCGGACUAUUUAAAUAAGGAAAUGAAAAAAUGCGCAAGGAACUUCUUUACUGAGUUGCAAGAUCUACAAAAGGAAGAGACAGAAAAGAAAUCACGGCCAAAUUAAGAUAAAUAUUGUGUAAAUUUAUUGAGUACAAAAAUUUAUUGGCAUUUUAAACGGAAUUCAUUUAUUCAAUGAACUUCGUAUAAAUAUAUAAAUUUCACGCUGAAAUUAAGAGUUAUUGA